AUGGCGAUCGAGUCACGAUUGCGCUCGAGGCCGCGGAGGAUCUGUGCCAGCAGAGAGCAAGUCGGGUCGGAUCAGGGUGAGAUGGCGACAAAAUCACCGCAGGGCAUGGUCCGCGAGUCAGCCUUGUUGCAAGCCGAGGGCGGCGCGCGCUGGGCCGAUACCAAUGCCAAUGAGCAUGCCACCAAUGGUGCAGGCGGGAAGCAGGCGAGACGUGCUCGAUGGGCCGGAGAGGACAAGCAGACGCUUGGGGGAAAGGGGAGGCUAUCGUCGACUGCAGUUUCGUGUGGCGGCAAUUGGGGUGGUGGCCUUGCUGUGUUUCCACGUCUGCUUCUGCUUCUGCGGCGCUGCAGAAAGGGCACGCUUGCUGCUAGGCCGUACUGGGCACUGGGGGGGCUUUAG
Trichoderma virens Gv29-8 is the source of this 399-nucleotide messenger RNA. RefSeq lists its product as uncharacterized. Bases 1 to 399 code for a protein of 132 amino acids. The record is from RefSeq and is a predicted model, not a curated record. NCBI's taxonomy places the organism in Eukaryota, Fungi, Ascomycota, Sordariomycetes, Hypocreales, Hypocreaceae. The transcript has a single exon.